UGCAGCAUUCAGCGCUCAUCAGCACAUCGCUCCAGGAGCAGAUCUCACAGCGGCAGGGGAAAGGCAGGGAGCAUCCUGUAGGGAGGAGGUCGUAUGUCGAUUCGCCGAGGUGCCUGCCUGGGAAAUUGAAUGAAACGCUGCAAGGGACGGCUUUUAGAUAUUUUUUGGGCCUGUCAAUUUGGCUCCGUUUAAUCUCGAUUACAUCGGUUUUUCAUUCACUGUGAAAUAGAGUCUUUUAUUUAUCCCACAAGAUGGGCAAUCGGGGAAUGGAGGACUUGAUUCCUCUGGUAAACCGACUGCAGGACGCGUUCUCUGCCAUCGGACAAAAUGCCAACCUGGACCUUCCUCAGAUCGCAGUGGUCGGCGGUCAGAGUGCUGGGAAGAGCUCGGUAUUGGAGAACUUCGUUGGGAAGGAUUUUCUGCCUCGUGGCUCUGGUAUUGUCACUCGGCGCCCCCUAGUGCUGCAGCUCAUCAACUGCCCUACUGAAUAUGCAGAGUUUUUGCAAUGCAAAGGGAAGAAGUUUACCGAUUUUGAUGAGGUUCGUCAGGAGAUUGAGGCAGAAACAGAUCGCCUGACUGGCCAAAACAAAGGCAUUUCACCAGUCCCUAUCAGUUUGCGUGUCUAUUCGCCUCAUGUUUUGAAUCUCACCCUUGUGGACUUGCCUGGUAUGACCAAAGUGCCGGUAGGUGACCAGCCACCUGACAUUGAGUUUCAGAUCAGGGAUAUGCUAAUGCAGUUUGUGACUAAGGACAACUGUUUGUUGCUGGCUGUGUCUCCGGCCAACUCUGACCUGGCCAACUCAGAUGCCCUCAAGAUUGCUAAGGAGGUGGACCCUCAGGGCAUGAGAACUAUAGGUGUUAUCACUAAAUUAGAUCUAAUGGAUGAAGGAACGGAUGCACGUGACAUCCUGGAGAACAAGCUUCUUCCUUUACGCAGAGGCUACAUUGGGGUUGUGAACCGCAGUCAGAAGGACAUUGAUGGCAAGAAGGACAUCAAUGCUGCAAUAGCAGCGGAGAGGAAGUUCUUCCUCACCCACCCAGCCUACAGACACCUGGCUGAUCGCAUGGGGACUCCCUACCUGCAGAAAGUUCUUAACCAGCAAUUAACUAACCACAUCCGAGACACUCUGCCAGGACUGAGGAAUAAACUUCAGAGCCAGCUGCUGUCUAUUGAGAAAGAGGUGGAGGAGUACAAGCAUUUCUGUCCCGAUGAUCCUUCUCGCAAAACCAAGGCUCUGCUACAGAUGGUGCAGCAGUUCGCAGUGGAUUUUGAGAAGUGCAUUGAGGGUUCAGGAGAUCAGGUGGACACAGUGGAGCUGUCCGGAGGUGCAAGGAUCAAUCGCAUCUUCCAUGAGCGCUUCCCCUUUGAGCUGGUUAAGAUGGAGUUUGAUGAGAAAGAGCUGCGUAAGGAGAUCAGUUACGCCAUCAAGAACAUCCACGGAAUCAGGACCGGUCUGUUUACUCCAGACAUGGCCUUUGAGACUAUUGUUAAACGGCAGAUUGCAAAGAUCAAGGAGCCGUGUCAGAAAUGUGUGGACCUUGUCAUCACUGAGCUGGUCAAUACAGUCAGGCAGUGCACCAAGAAGUUGGCUCAGUACCCCAUGCUUAGAGAGGAAAUGGAGAGGAUUGUCACCCAGCACAUCCGCGAUCGAGAGAGUCGCACUAAGAAUCAGGUCAUGUUGCUAAUUGACAUCGAGCUAGCCUACAUGAACACCAAUCAUGAGGAUUUCAUCGGUUUUGCAAACGCCCAGCAGAGAAGCAGUCAGAUGAAUAAGAAGAAGGCUGCUGGCAACCAGGAUGAGAUAAUGGUGAUCAGAAAGGGUUGGCUGACCAUCAAUAACAUUGGCAUCAUGAAAGGAGGAGCGAAGGAAUAUUGGUUUGUCCUGACCGCUGAGAAUCUGUCCUGGUACAAAGAUGAUGAGGAGAAAGAGAAGAAGUACAUGCUUCCAUUGGACAACCUGAAGCUCAGAGAUAUAGAGAAGAGUUUCAUGUCAAGCAAGCACGUGUUCGCUCUCUUUAACACUGAACAGAGGAAUGUGUAUAAAGACUACAGGCAACUUGAGUUGGCUUGUGACACCCAGGAGGAGGUGGACAGCUGGAAGGCAUCCUUCCUACGAGCUGGAGUUUACCCAGAGCGCAUCACUGAUAAAGAGAAGCAGAGUGACGCUAGUGAGGAGAACAGUUCAGAUGGCUUCAUGCACUCCAUGGAUCCUCAGCUUGAGAGGCAGGUGGAGACCAUCAGGAACCUUGUGGAUUCCUACAUGGCCAUCAUCAACAAGACUGUGCGGGACCUCAUGCCCAAGACCAUCAUGCAUCUCAUGAUCAACAACACUAAAGAAUUCAUCCAUGCUGAUUUGCUGGCUAACUUAUACUCAUGUGGAGACCAGAACUCUCUUAUGGAGGAGUCAGCAGAACAGGCUCAGCACAGGGAGGAGAUGCUGCGCAUGUACCACGCUCUGAAAGAGGCCCUCAGCAUCAUCGGGGACAUCAGCACCACCACUGUCUCCACUGCCAUGCCCCCGCCGGUGGAUGACUCUUGGCUCCAGGUACAAGGAGUACCUUCAGGACGCAGAUCUCCAAUGUCUAGUCCCACUCCCCAGCGUCGGGCCCCACCUGGGCCCCCUCGUCCAGGUGGACGUACCGUCCCAGGACCCCUUACCGCUGGAGCACCUCCUGUUCCAUCCAGACCUGGAGCCUCUCCUGACCCCUUCAGCGGCCCCCCGCCGCAGGUCCCCUCUCGUCCCAACCGCGCCCCACCAGGUGUCCCCAGCCCUUCUGCCCUGCCCUGAUCCCUGGUCUUUAACACAAGAAAGACAGAUCAGCAGCACUCUUUCUGCUAUUUCUACUUCUCUCACCUGUCAUAAUCUAUCACUUUUUCUCAGCUCACACACUCCUACACACACAGCCUAACUCAGAGCCUCGCACUAAUAAACCACUCACACUUUUUUUCACCUCCGCUGGUUUGCUUUUUCCAUCUCCUUGACAUGACUCUAUGUGCAUAUUCAUUCAAAUGUUGUUUUAACUCAUUGAGUUCAUGUAUUGUUUGUAUAUAAUACAUAGCAACAUCAGCUUUGUGAGAUCAUUCUCUGAUGAUAUACGUGUUUAGGAGGAAAAUAUAAGGGAAUCAGACCAAUUAAGACCAUUGCCUCUUUUCUGUUGACUCAUGUUCUCCUCAAACUCAGUCCCACUAAAUCCCUUCCACAAUGAUUCUUUCAGAAUUUCUAUCAGUGACCGAUGAGGCGUUACACAAAUGGUAUGUCUGACAUAUUGUCCUUAUGUGACGUCACCACGUCCUUGCAUGGUUCCAUCUUUAAAUGUGUUAAUAUCUGCUGUUCCCUGACACUUACUGUACCAUUCACUAGAUAUGAGUACACCAGCCUAUUACUGUCAGUUCAUUUGUUCAAAGUGUUUUAUUUUUCUAAUGUUUUUAUUUUAACCGUUCGUGGAACUGCCAUUUAAUUUUAUAAAGAAAAGAUGCCACCUGAUUGAACAACUCAAGUCUUAAAGAGAUACUCCACCCCACCCCAUACUCCACCCCAGUGGUUCAACCGUAGCUUCAUUUUAUUUUAUGUUGUUCCUAAUUGUGUGUCCUUUCCCCUGUUGUCUGUCUGUCCUUCUGUUUGUACGUCUGCAUCCAUCAAUCUGUCUGUUGUCAUCUUUGAAGUCGGAGAGUGCCAGCCUCCUCCACCAGAUCCAACAGAGACUCGCUCACCGAGCAUUAACACUGGCGGUCAGCAGACAGAGGCAAACCACUGACUCCUCAGCCACUAUAUCACAUUCAUGCACACAAGCACAGUCCACAUACAUAUCACGUUUACUUGAAAGAGUAUUAUCUCUUCUACAAAUAUACACCAGGAAUGAACAUCAGAAACAAUAUAGAUUGGUCUAAUAAUUGUACCAUUCACAUGAACGCAGAUGUGGUGCCAUUGUAUUCCAUUACCAGCAUAUAUCCUGUAUUUGGAAAUGAAUAACACUAUUUAUAAAAUGUACAGGGAUUGUCAGUAUAAACCAGCCUCUUUCACUGUUUGCUUCAAUAUUCAUGCACAUGACUGCUAGAUGAGACUGACAUGUUUUGCCUUUACUAGUCACAACUAAGCCUUAACCAGCAUCUGACCAGUUCUUAACCCCUCGAUACACUUGCCCUGCAUAUUUUUCUUAAAAUAUACCAUGUUACCGGUCCUGCUGUUUCACUGACACUUUCAUUUUGUUGCAGUCUUAUUUUAUUUCUUAACGAUUAGCAAGUUUCACCCUUUUUAAAUUGCCUUCUAUUAAAU
Messenger RNA from Carassius auratus (goldfish), 4274 nucleotides. Its product is annotated as dynamin-1-like. The record is from RefSeq and is a predicted model, not a curated record. The transcript has 23 exons. NCBI's taxonomy places the organism in Eukaryota, Metazoa, Chordata, Actinopteri, Cypriniformes, Cyprinidae. Gene Ontology annotation, biological process: synaptic vesicle budding from presynaptic endocytic zone membrane; receptor internalization. Gene Ontology annotation, molecular function: GTP binding; microtubule binding; GTPase activity. The coding region runs from base 252 to 2789 and encodes 845 amino acids. Gene Ontology annotation, cellular component: microtubule; synapse; cytoplasm.